CACACUUCAGCUGUUUUCUUUCUGCUGAAUUCCUCCAGUUAGUGUCUGAAAAAAGAGAUUAACAAACAACUACAAUUUAUUUAAUUUCAUCUUUGUAAAUAACACUCAUGCCAUGGAUGACAUCGAGAUCUCGGAGGACCGAGACAAGCUGAAGCGUGGCCUGGUGAAGGCGCUGCAGUGUGUAGCCACCAUCUCGUCCGCAGCCGCUGUGGUGAACCCCAUCUUCGGUGUGGCGGGCUCGCUGAUCCGCAUCAUCAUUCACCAUGUGGACGACGAAGAGAUUCAGAAACUCCGAGGUGAGUUUGUCAGCGUGAACCGAGCCCUGGAUGAGAUUUCGAGGCAGAACCAGAGCACGUUGCUCCAGAUCAAGAAGGAGACGCUGGACGGGCAAUACAGCCAGGUAGAGAACAACCUACGCAACCAGUUCCGUAAGUUCAUGGAGGUGGUGAAGGCACGACCCGAGCACGUGGAGAGAAAGCGUGAUGAUUUUGAGGAAAGCUAUGCUAACGACUUGGGUGACCAGAACCUGCACACACUCUACGAUGGUGUAAUGGGCAAGCCCAAGCUCUUCAGCCAGCCCAUCCUCGACGUCUACAUGACUUACUCUAAAGGAGAGCGGAGCGUGAUGGAGCGCCUGUGCACACACAUCACCUACCUCUUCUGCGUCGGCCUCAUCGCUCUGAUGGGUUACGCCGCCAUCAUUGGGGAUGACGAAGAGGGCCUGAGAGAGGAGUGGGCUAUGAAGAUGGAGGAAGUGCAAGAGAAGAUGCAGGAGGUGCUCAGCAGGUGCAAGUGAUUCCGUUCCCCUGAUUCACACAAGUUUAAUAAAAGGGACAAAAUUAUAUUUUGCUACACAGAUUUUAAAAUUGGUACACAAAACAACUCAAAAUGUAAAGACAAAUGUGACAAAAGGUUAUGCUCUGUUGUUCCACAAGAGGGCUAAGUAGACCAAUCAACUUUAUUGAUCGGGGUCAAAACCACAUCUCUUUCAAAAAGAGCUCUUUUAGGUGACUCACAGUAACGGGGUGUUAGGUGUGUUUUUAAAACUUUUAUGUUUGUAAAUUAUUUUACAGGGUAUAUAUAAAUAUUGUUGGAUGCUUAUGCAAGGUAUUGUGCAUACACUGUAUGAAUAUAUUUGGUUAAAAAAAACAUAUUUUUGUAAUGAUUUGCAGUUUGUUUUGUUUUGUAUGUAAUGAAACAUUUACUUGCACAUGAAACAGUGACUUUUAAUCAGCCAUGUUUUAACAUUUAAGGGAAAAUGUCAUGUUCU
This is a messenger RNA of Hemibagrus wyckioides, 1270 nucleotides long. RefSeq names its product protein rapunzel-like. The transcript is spliced from 2 exons. The record is from RefSeq and is a predicted model, not a curated record. NCBI's taxonomy places the organism in Eukaryota, Metazoa, Chordata, Actinopteri, Siluriformes, Bagridae. Bases 113 to 796 code for a protein of 227 amino acids.